Messenger RNA from Exophiala bonariae, 1743 nucleotides. RefSeq lists its product as uncharacterized. The record is from RefSeq and is a predicted model, not a curated record. Bases 1 to 1743 code for a protein of 580 amino acids. The transcript is spliced from 6 exons. Gene Ontology annotation, cellular component: lipid droplet. NCBI's taxonomy places the organism in Eukaryota, Fungi, Ascomycota, Eurotiomycetes, Chaetothyriales, Herpotrichiellaceae.
AUGGCGGAGUCGCACACUCCCCAGCUUGACACGAGCACCGACGUGCCUGCGCCGCCCAUCGCCGCAGCGUUUCUGGUAAAUUUCGACCAUCGGAAAGGUUACACGUUGACGUGGUACAAAUCCAUCGAGGGCGUCCAAAUCGAAGGCACAGUCGAAUUUAAAUCCCUACCUUCUGGACUCCACAACGUCGAAGAGGACUUGGUAUACUUCAUUCACAAGGACUAUGCCGGGCUCAGUGCGUUCUUGAAUGUGCCUGAUGAACAUGCGGAGCGCAAGGCACGUAUGCUGGCCAUCGGCGUCCUUGUCCCUCUUGAACAUGGCAGGAUGGGCCGUAUCUGGCGCCAUGCUGAAACCUUAAAAAGCCUAGCAAGGUCUCAAAUCCAGGAUGUUGCUGAUACAUCUCAAUUAGAACACUAUUGGGAUACAACAAGGCUGGAUAGUGCGGAACUAAUAUCCGAGGCUCCCAACGAGUCAACAGAUUCCUUUGGCAAGAUUGGUGGUUACCGGAAAUCGAGGUCUAUGAGUACUGCGACCAACUAUCUCCACUCAGCACAUCAUUUGACACCCCAUCAUCCUGCAUCGAAUUUGUUGGCUUCUGUCCAAUUGUUCGGGCCGUUGGUUUUUCCACUCUUCAGAGCUGCCUUGCUCCGUAAAAGGAUACUGAUACUUGCUGAGGCCCCUGUCGAGUUCAGCUGCGACCUAGUGUAUAACAUUUCCAUUCUAUCAUCAUUGUCGAGAUCCCUGUUAUCUCUGCUACCAGAUUCAAGCAUUGACCUGACAAGGCUUCGUCCUUUAUUUACUAUUGGCGUUUCAGAUAUCGACCUGAUGAAGGCCGCAAACCCUAACCCCAAAGACAUUUCCGAAACACAACAAGGCUGGAUUGCCUGUACAACAGAUGAUGUUCUGAGCACGAAGCCAGACCUGUAUGAUCUCCUCGUUCUAAUGCCCUCCACAGAAAAUAACUAUGCUCGGAGGAAGGUUUUUCCUCGGCUGAUUGAAUCUACGCCGUUAUUGACCAGGAACUUCCCUCAAUUUGGACAAAAGUCGACUCAGCGAGAUUUCCAUCGUUAUGUGCAUCUACAGCAAGGGCUCGAACAAUUCCCCUCCGGCCGUGCCUCCUCGGACGGAGGUGGUGAAAGUGAUGAAAGCUCCUCAUUGGACGCUCACUCUUCAGCAUACAUAGAAAACAAGCACGUCGUAGAACCGCCGUCUUGGUCGCGAGUUGCCUACACUUCUUUGGUCUGGUGGGCUUCGGCUGGUGAUCGCCGAGGUGGAUUUUCAGAGAUGGAAGAAAUCGAAAUGGAGCGAGAUUUAUCACUCUUGCAGAAUGAUAGUGAUGAAGAGCAGAUCAGAGAGGUUGCAUUAGUUGCAUAUUUUCACCGAUUAACCAAUCUUAUCUUCACAGUUCUUGCCGAAGCCAUCGCUCGAGCAGAUGGACGAAACUCUGACAUUGAUGAAUCGGAACACGAGGAGUCCGGAGAAGACACUACAGUUGGGGAGAACUCUGCGGAGCGCACUUCCUCGCUUGGUGGCGACGAGGACGACGAUACCCAGCCUCUUCUCUCAGAAUCAGGCAACCUCCAGCACGUUGAAAUUACCCAGGACGACAUGACGAACAUGGGGUUGGACAGCUGGAGUGCGUCCGAUAAGAUAUUCGUCGAGAAUAUGAUCUCCCUGUGGUGGGGCAGAAAAGCUGAUGUUCGAGCAGCAUCAGUGGAGUGUUGUGGUCUAAGAAUACUAUGA